This is a messenger RNA of Anopheles darlingi, 1931 nucleotides long. RefSeq lists its product as uncharacterized. The transcript is spliced from 3 exons. The coding region runs from base 824 to 1282 and encodes 152 amino acids. The record is from RefSeq and is a predicted model, not a curated record. NCBI's taxonomy places the organism in Eukaryota, Metazoa, Arthropoda, Insecta, Diptera, Culicidae.
GUUGGUUCCCGUGUUUUUCUUUUGCUAACAACAACAAGGCGAGUUCGAGGCGCGAAUCCAUCUUUCGAUUCGUUUCAUCACAACCACUCGAGAAGUGGUUGGGUAGCGGAGGCAGGAGGAGGAGAAGGAGGAGGAGGAGGAGGAAGUGGCACGAUCAUCACGACCGGAGCCAGAUUGUUCCGGUUUCUGCUGUGGCGCGAUUGUGGCGCGAUGCACGACGAUGCUGGCUGGGGCGAUGAUUACGUGUUCGUGUGGCGUGUAUUUGUGUGUGUGUGUGUGUGUGUGUGUGCGGUAAGUGACGCCUAAAGGCCCAAAAACGAAGCGGAAGCAAUAGCACCGACCUCCUCCCGACUUCCACGUACUGAAGCAUUCCUUCUCGAUAGUGUUCGGUAGUUCGGUGCUUGUUUCCUGCUUCCGUGCUGGGGCUGCCUGCGUGCCUGCGGCACUAUUCGGCUCUGGCCAAGGCCAAGCGGACCGUCAGAACAUCGUGCGUGCGACACCGCAGACCGCUUACCGCACCCCAGACUGAUCGACACGGUUUGACCUCGCGACUUGACCCCGUGCGCAUCCGGCAUACCGGCUGAUAAGGCAUGGCAUCAAGGCCCGACCCUAGUCCUAGUCCCAGUCCCAGCGGUAUUCGGGGGCGAUCCGGCGAAAGUACCGCUAGUUCCGCUGUGUGACAUCGCGAAGGCGCGCGCGUCUCGACACACACACACACACACCCAGAGGGUUGGCCAAGCGUCUGUGACGUCUACGUCCGUUACGUGGAGCACCGUCGUGACGUCAGAACGCUUGUCGACGUUCCGGGAAAAUUCCGCCCGUGAUGCGUUUCCCGGUUAAUCAGCGGCCAGCGCGGCUGUUGCCACUGCUCCUGCUGCUAACCACUUCCGGCUGGAGUGCGCCACUAGCCACAGGUGACACCGGUGGUGGAUCGGUGGUUACGAUCGGGCGGUGCGCGGCGAACGGCGAGCGUCUGCUGCACGUCGAGAACCUGACGAUCGUGAAGAGCCCGACAACCACGCUCACGGGAACGCUGGAGAUCCACAUCGAUCCACGGUUUGCGGUGAGCUGUGUCCGGGCACUGCCCAAAACACCGUCCAGCCGGGCCGCACUGCGGGGCUACCGCUUUCCCCAUCCCAGCCGCAUCGAAAUCCACGUGCAGGAGCAACCGCUAUCAGCCCGCGACCAGCAGCCAAGCCCGAUGGACGAGUCCUCCCUGGAUUAUCAGCUGCUCGUCUAUGGUGUGCGCCGCCGGAUCCAGUCCGGUCCUGCAGAUGCCUAGCGGCCUAGUGGUGUGUGGUUAUCGAUACGAUCUGGUCCAGCACGUCACCCCCCCCUGGGGUUUCACGGGGUUUGAAGAGUUUUGAAGAAGAUGCAGUUUGGGUUGGAGAGGGUUGGGGGCAUGGCUUGCAGAGAACAACAACAAUAAACACGCUACAAAACCCUUAGCCUCACACAAUGUAGGCGGCUACUAGGCAGAGGCUAGGAGAGUUGCGAGUUGUCAUUGGCAUCCGAAAGCUGGAGGGCAUCAGUCCAAACUGAAGCGAUCUCAAUCUUCACGUGGCUUUACGUAAAUCACAUCAUCAUUUUUGUUCUUUGUUGACUUUUCAAACAUACGUAAAACGUGCUGGUACUAGCUGUAAGAUACUUAAAGCUUGGAACAGUUAAUAUUUGGUCUCCCCUUGUUUAAUCAUUGCAGCGCGCCUAGAAGCCUCACUUUGCCAUUCCGUGGACAGCGUUUUAAUCAUUGUAGUCUGUUUAUUUAGCGGUAAAAUUUUUGAAAGAAAAAAAAACACGUCUGCACACUCACACUGUAAAAAUUGGAUUUGGCUGGAGAAAAAACCCGCGAAAGUCUUGAAAUUUUCAAACUCUACUCAAAAUACUAUAUGUAAACUUUAGGGAGGGGACUUUUACCUUGAUUCAAGGAAAAU